Messenger RNA from Haemonchus placei, 493 nucleotides. NCBI's taxonomy places the organism in Eukaryota, Metazoa, Nematoda, Chromadorea, Rhabditida, Trichostrongylidae. The record is from the annotation of a GenBank genome assembly.
GGUGAUAUUCUCUGCAUCCAGCAGCAAUGCGGAUGAUGUGAAAUCAGCAAUACAGGAAGAAACUGGCUACAACAUCACCUCUGAGUGUGUUAGCGGUCAUCUGAAUGUUUACGAAUGGAAAAAGCUGAUUCCCGUGCUAUAUGUUGUACUGCCAAUCGUUCCUUUUUAUUGUAUUAUAAUUAUUCUCAGAAAGCUUACCAUGUCCAAGUUGAGCGCUUCAAGGACUUUAUCGGAGCACAGCCGUCUUCUCCACUCGCAGUUGCUAAAGGCGCUCACUGUCCAAGCCAUCAUGCCUUCGUUCUUCGUUAUUGGCUGUAUACUUUAUGUAAUUGGUCAACUGGAUAUUGUUCACCAUCCGUACCUCGAAUACUACACUUCUAUCGCACUUGAAUUCCUAGCGAUGUUUAACCCCCUUACAUCACUAUACUUCAUCCGACCAUAUCGCACCUGGAUCAGUAGAAAUUUAUCGAAGGCAUAUGCUUGCAAAAAGUAG